GGACUAUCUACCGACACUCCGAUCUGCCAAGACUAAUCACCCACCAGCACAAUUGCAUUUCGUAAAAUAUCUCGAAACUUUUCCGCAUCGUCAACCUCAGCGUCAACAAACCACCCCGCAACUACAUCCAUCAUCUCCUGCCGGAGCGUAUCAACCGUACCACAAAUCUAAGAUCAAUCAGAUCUUCACACGCAACGAUGGCACCAACAAAGAAAGCCAAGAAGUCCGCUGACGGAAUCAACUCUCGUCUUGCACUGGUCAUGAAGUCCGGUAAAGGUAAGAGUCUGGAGAUACCCUCAACUCUGCGACACUCACUAACCGAUUAAUCACAGUCACUCUCGGAUACAAGUCAACCCUCAAGACCCUCCGAUCCGGAAAGGCCAAGCUCGUCAUCAUUGCUGGCAACACCCCUCCUCUCCGAAAGAGUGAACUCGAGUACUACUCCAUGCUUUCCAAGACCAACGUCCACCACUUCCAGGGCAACAACGUGAGUAUACACCCAUAUCCCCUCUUCAAUGGAUGAAGCAUGCUUCUCCAGGCUCCUGGCGAUCAGAUCUCGGUCUGUGAAGGAGUGGCCCAGCGAAAAAGUCUCUGACUUUGGAGGGUACAAAUCAUUUGCUUACUUUUCUCGAUGACAGAUUGAAUUGGGUACCGCAUGCGGAAAGCUUUUCAGAUGCUCCACCAUGGCCGUGUUGGAUGCAGGUGACUCCGAUAUCUUGUCUGGACAGACUUCUUAGGUGCAUAUCUGGAGGAAAAUGGAUUAAUAGUUCAUUCAUUGGUGUAAUGCAUAAAUCAUAGCAUAACGAAUGAAACGACUUCUCAAUACAA
Messenger RNA from Hymenoscyphus albidus, 828 nucleotides. The record is from the annotation of a GenBank genome assembly. NCBI's taxonomy places the organism in Eukaryota, Fungi, Ascomycota, Leotiomycetes, Helotiales, Helotiaceae.